CUAGUGGGUGUUACCUAACAUUCCCUUAUUCUUAUUAUUCCUAGCUACUUAGGGAGUUAGGUACCCCAAUCUUUAUAUAAAAAGUAAAUAACCAUCUACUAUAAAUUAGCUUCAAUUCUUCAUGAAGUAAUCAUCCUCCAAUCAAAGCCAUUAUAUCCCUGCAUCAUACGUUAUUUGUGUCCUGCAGGUGCAGGAAGCUCUCCAGCUAGUUUCUUUCCUUCAGGAUUUUCAUCACCCAGGCGUAAGCGAGCGUGUCUACUCUUGAGAAUGGAAUCCGUUGCAAGGUCUGACAGUCUUAAGUUUGACUGCCUGUUGUUUGAUAUGGAUGACACUUUGUAUCCUCUUAGCUCAGGUGUCAACCUAGCUUGUCGCAAAAAUAUACAAGAGUAUAUGUUGCAUCACCUAAAUAUUGAAGAAACUGAAGUGCCAAAGAUGUGCUUGGACCUAUAUAGGGAGUACGGCACAACAAUGGCAGGCUUGAAGGAGCUAGGAUACGAAUUUGACAACGACAAGUUUCAUGAAUUUGUGCAUGGAAGAUUGCCGUAUGAGGUACUAAAACCUGAUCCACUUCUGAGGAACCUCCUCCUUUCCAUGCCACAACGCAAAAUUAUAUUCACAAACGGGGAUAAAGCACAUGCAAUACGAGUGCUGAGUAGGUUGGGGCUAGGAGAUUGUUUUGAAGGUAUUAUAUGCUUUGAAACUUUGAAUCCUCCAUUGGAGGAUACUACUGAUGAUGAGGCUGCUAGUCGUCGUUCUCGUAUUUUAUGCAAGCCUUCACUGGAAGCAAUGGAGGCUGCUAUUCGGAUUGCAAAUCUUGAUCCAAACAAAACUAUAUUUUUCGAUGAUAGCGCUCGGAACAUAGCAAGUGGUAAACAAGCUGGAUUACACACGGUUGUUGUGGGGAGCUCAACGUUGGUGGCAGGGGCAGAUCAUGCCUUGAGGAGCAUACACAACAUAAGAGAAGCCCUUCCUCAAAUAUGGGAAGAAGGAGGAGAAUACUCACAGCAAAUUAUCCAAUCCAAUAACGCUGCUGAAUUAACUGUCGUGCAAGCAUAAUAACCUAUGUACUCUACGUGCAUCGACACUUUGAUUUGAUGAAUUUCAAUAAAGAUCUACGUGCAACGAAAUAAGCCAUGCAUUAUAUGUAUGGAAUAAAUGUGUUUUAAACAUAGAGAACUAUAAAAAAAAAAAAAGGCAAUUGCUAUAAUCUACAACGAGUUUGAGUUAA
Messenger RNA from Capsicum annuum, 1228 nucleotides. RefSeq lists its product as uncharacterized. The coding region runs from base 268 to 1056 and encodes 262 amino acids. The record is from RefSeq and is a predicted model, not a curated record. The transcript is spliced from 8 exons. Lineage: Eukaryota; Viridiplantae; Streptophyta; Magnoliopsida; Solanales; Solanaceae.